Messenger RNA from Impatiens glandulifera, 4277 nucleotides. RefSeq lists its product as uncharacterized. Gene Ontology annotation, biological process: tRNA methylation. Gene Ontology annotation, molecular function: protein binding. Gene Ontology annotation, cellular component: cytoplasm. The transcript has 20 exons. Bases 158 to 4033 code for a protein of 1291 amino acids. Lineage: Eukaryota; Viridiplantae; Streptophyta; Magnoliopsida; Ericales; Balsaminaceae. The record is from RefSeq and is a predicted model, not a curated record.
CUUGAGAAACCCACAUUUAGUGUUCUUUAGUUGUAAAGACUGGCUGCGCCGUCGCGACUGAAAGACUGGCGGAAUCUCAGAACAGUGCAAAAACAAUCAAAGAAAUCUGGGCGGGGAUCGAAGUGUAGUAGGAGAGGUUGGCUUCAGUUCUGAAAUUAUGACUACUAUGUCGGAGGCCGGUGACUGGUGCUUUCGCACUGGGCCUUAUCUUGGUGACAUUUCUGCACUUUGUUUUCUACAUGUACCUCGCCAUCUCUCUAUCCGUCCUUAUCUCCUUGCUGGAACGGGUUCACAGCUUCUAUUAUAUGAUCUAGAAUGUGUAGAAAUCAUCAGAUCGUUUCAAGUGUUUGAAGGUAUUCGUGUCCAUGGGAUAAUCUGUAGCUUCUUCAACUUCAAUAAGGACCUACUGAAAACAGACCAUUCUCUGUCUCCUAAAUUUGCAUUCACCAUUGCGGUAUUUGGUGAAAGGAGAGUCAAACUAUUUAAUUUACAGAUUGAGAGAAAAAAUACAGUUCAUCUGUCUUUGAUACAAUCAUUGCCCAAAUUUAGUCACUGGAUCUUGGAUGUCAGCUUCUUAAGGGAUAAUGAGAAACCCGUUCAGUAUCUUGCCAUUGGAUGCAGUGACAACUCUAUCCAUUUCUGGGAUACCGUCGGAGGCAAUGUCAUUCGAACAGUCUCCUCUCCAGAUCGGAGUCUUUUAUAUUCCAUGCGGAUGUGGGGGGAUACAGUUGAAGAUCUUCGUAUAGCAUCUGGUACUAUAUACAAUGAGAUAAUUGUCUGGAAGGUAGCUCCACUCAAUGAUUCUUCAUUGAGAAAUCCUGUGGAAAGGCAAUAUUAUGAAGCUGUAGAUAUGUGUAGGCUGGUUGGGCAUGAAGGUUCGAUAUUUCGGAUUGCUUGGACCUCUGAUGGAUCAAAACUUUUGUCUGUCUCUGAUGAUCGUAGUGCCCGGCUCUGGGUCAUUCAUACUGAAAGUAAAGAAGUUAAAGCUUCAGAUGCUCUUGGCUCACACAUAGUUGGCCCUGUUCUAUUUGGACAUAAUGCUCGGAUUUGGGAUUGUGACAUAUUCGAUAAGUUAAUCAUCACUGGUGGUGAAGAUUGUACUUGCCGUGUGUGGGACCUAGAUGGCAAUCAGCUUGUAACAAUCAAGGAGCAUGUAGGGAGGGGACUAUGGAGAUGCUUAUAUGAUCCUGGAUCCUCACUUCUUGUUACUGGUGGAUUUGACUCUGCCAUAAAGGUCCAUUGCUUGCAAGACUCCUUGUCUAGUAUACCUGAGGGGCAUGAUGAAGAUGUAAAAGGAUCAAUUAACAAAAUGAAGAUGCUUGCUAUUCGUAUCCCUAGCCCCCAACAGAAGGGAUUAAUGGACAGCAAAAGUGAAUAUGUGAGGUGCUUGCAUUUUGCACAAGAAGAUAGCCUUUAUGUAGCUACAAACAACGGUUUCAUAUAUCACGCUAGAUUAUCUAACAAGGGGGAUGUGAAAUGGACUGAACUUGUUCGUGUCAGUAAAGAAGUUCCAAUUAUUUGCAUGGAUUUGUUGUCAAGACGCUCAUCAAGCGUUCCCAGCAUUCUUGAAGAUUGGGUAGCUGUUGGUGAUGGUAAAGGGCAUCUGACAGUUAUUUAUGUUGUGAGUGAUGAUUGUGGUGUUAAGGUGUGCCAAAUAUUUACUUGGUUGGCUGAAGCGGAAAGACAGCUCUUGGCAACAUACUGGUGCAAGGAAUUAGGCAAUAGGUACAUUUUCACUGCCGAUCCUAAAGGUGCACUAAAACUGUGGAGGAUAGGUGAUCCUACACAAUCCGACUUGUGCUGUUCUGAUGAUAGUUGCAGUGUGUCUCUAGUAGCAGAGUUUGUGUCAUGCUUUGGGACAAGGAUUAUGUGUUUGAACGCAUGUCUUGAAGGGGAGAUGCUGGUGUGUGGUGAUCUACGUGGUAACUUGAUGCUGUUCCCUUUGUUACAAACCCUCCUAUCAGCUGCAACAGAAGAGAAAAUAGCUACCUUAACCCAUUUCAAAGGGGCCCAUGGGAUAUCAGGUGUUUGCAGCAUUUCAGUGUCUGUAUAUAGUUCCUGUCAAAUUGAGAUAUGUUCGACUGGAGGAGAUGGAUGUAUAUGUUAUUUGGAAUAUGACAAAUAUCGUAAAAAAUUGGAAUUCAUGGGGAUGAAACAAGUGAAAGAACUGAGUGUUAUUAAAUGUUCUACUGGUGCCAGUAAAUUGGUCAGCGGCAGUUAUGCAGUAGGGUUUUCAUCAACUAAUUUUCUAAUAUGGAACUUACUGACUGAAACAAAGGUUGUUCAUGUUCCAUGUGGUGGAUGGCGGCGACCUCAUUCUUACUACCUCGGUGACGUUCCAGAGAUUAUGAACCGCUUCGCAUUUGUCAAGGAUGAGAUCAUCUAUAUCCAUAGUCAUUGGAUGCCAAAUGAUGAGAAGAAGAUAUAUCCUCAGAGUCUCCAUGUGCAGUUCCAUGGUAGAGAGAUACAUUCCAUGUGUUUUAUUUCUGAAGAUUCCCCAAGUAGUUCCACGUGGAUUGCUACUGGAUGUGAAGAUGGAACUGUGAGAUUAACUAGAUAUGAUGUAGAUGCCAUGAAUUGGUCUUUGUCAAAAUUGCUUGGGGAACAUGUUGGUGGAUCAGCUGUAAGGUCAUUAUGCUUUGCAUCAAAAGUACAUAAAGUCGCAGCAGAUGUGAUAACAACACCUUAUGACACAAGUAGACUGAAUGUAUCCUUUGAGGACAGAGAGAAUAUUAGUCUUCUAAUUUCAGUUGGCGCUAAGAGAGUCCUAACCUCAUGGAAGCAAAGGAAAAACAUAGGAGUUUUAGACACUGUCUCAGUUGAUGGAAAUGAAAGAGCAGCCAAGUCCUUAUCAAAAUCAUCUUCAAUGUCAUUCCAGUGGCUUUCUACAGACAUGCCAGCUAAGCAUUGCAGUACACGUGAAAUCAAAGUUUACCCCAAGAAAGAGAUUAAAGCUGAUGAAAACGUUGAAAACAGUAAGGUCGAAUCACAGUCUUGCAAUACUUAUGUUUCUGAAGAUGAUUGGCGAUACCUUGCUGUUACUGCUUUUCUUGUGGAACUUUUGGGGAUGACUGUCUGCUUUGUUGUGGUGGCUUGUUCAGAUGCCACAUUAACAUUACGAGCUCUAUUAUUACCCUAUCGACUUUGGUUUGAUGUUGCUAUAUUGGAACCCUUGUUAUCACCGGUUUUGGCAUUGCAGCAUGUCGUUGUUCCUAGAGACCCAUCUCCUGAAAAUGGCAUUGACAAUGGGAGUUGUUUCCUGUUAUUCAGCGGAUCUACUGAUGGAGGCAUUGCCAUUUGGAAUCUUACCGAGAGCAUAACAGAUUUUAUGCACUCAAUAUCUGCUUCCCAAUUGGAGAAAUCUAUUGAUUGUCAGAAGCGUCCACGAACUGGAAGGGGAAGCCAGGGUGGAAGAUGGUGGAGAACACUUCAAAGAAGCGUUGGCUCGGAAAAAAAGUCUGAUAAUACCAAGGAAACGGAUGGAAACAUGCUAAAUGGUACCAUUGCAUGUUCAGAUGAAUCGGCUGAUUCUAAAACGGUUGAAUCGGAGGAUGUCGAUUCUUCCUCAUCUGAAAUAGUUAGAAUACAACCUUUGCAUGUUCUAAAUGGUAUCCAUCAAUCUGGAGUUAACUGUCUCCGUGUCUCCCAUAUACAGAAUUUAACAGGUUUAGAUUCUGGUUCGAGACACAUCAUGGUUGUUAGUGGUGGAGAUGACCAGGCAGUUAACUGUCUUCAAGUUUCUUUGGACAAAAAUUCGAGAAUGAUAGUUACUCAUCAUGAGAGAAUUGCUUCCGCCCAUAGCUCAGCUGUGAAGGGAAUUUGGACAGAUGGGAAUUGGGUAUUCUCCACGGGUCUUGAUCAGCGAGUAAGAUGUUGGCGACUUGAUAACCAAGGAAGGCUAACCGAAAGAGCUCAUCUGAUUGUCAGUGUUCCAGAACCGGAAGCUCUUGACGUGCAAUUAUAUGGCAGAGAUAGAUAUCAGAUUGCAGUAGCUGGAAGGGGUAUGCAGAUAAUGGAAUUCUCAAGCAUAUAAUCGAAGCGAAUCAGCUCGGGUGGAUGCUAUUUCUAUCUUCUUUUUAAUCCCCUUCAAUUUCACAUUUUGGUAUAAAUUUUGAUAAUUAUUUUUAGCCCAACAUAUCAUUGUUCUGUAGUUUAGCCUCAAGAACUGAAAAUGAUGAUACUUUAUGUAUUAUAUAUUAUGUUGAACAAAUUUAAGGAAAAUGGCUAAAUAGGGAUGAUCAUGUUGGUUUUUUUAAUGUGGAAUUUAUUGGGUUUCA